Molecule: messenger RNA, 1312 nt
Organism: Camelina sativa (false flax)
Lineage: Eukaryota; Viridiplantae; Streptophyta; Magnoliopsida; Brassicales; Brassicaceae
Product: 5-formyltetrahydrofolate cyclo-ligase-like protein COG0212
Cellular component (GO): cytoplasm
Source: RefSeq, a predicted model, not a curated record
UCUAACACUAACAAAACUGAGUUUUAAAAAAAAAAACUGAAUCUGAGUGUGUUUCGUGCUCGUGGAUCUAACAAUGAUAAGAUCACCAUCACCUGGAUUUGCAAUUCAUCCUUGUUUUCGAUCCAAUCCCUUCGUCAAUUCCCAGAAAUCGAUUUCCCUCCCGGUGCAAAUCGGAUCACGGCGGAGGAUUUUCUCUAAAAUCGGAUCGGAGAGCGGCGACGGCGUCGCUUUUGAUGCAGUGGCUUAUGAGUCUGAGCGGUUGAGUCUCGACGCGGCGGCGAUGGAAAAUAUGGCGGAGACGGCGAAAAAGGAACUGGAAUCGGAUCCAGAUAGUGGUGACGACCCGAAAGCGUGGAAAUGGGUAAUCCGAAAGAAGAUGUGGGAUCUCAUGGAAGCUAGGAACUACGCUAUGAGACCUAGACCUGUUCAUCAUCGUAUCCCUAAUUUCGUCGGUGCAUCAGCUGCUGCAGGAAAAUUAGCCGAGCUUGACGCGUUUCGUAAGGCUAUGGUCGUGAAGGUUAAUCCUGAUUCCCCGCAAAAGCAAAUCAGGUUUCUUACACUUUCUGGUGAAAAGAAGUUGUUGACUCCUCAACCUAGGCUAAGAAGAGGAUUCUUCUCUGUACUAGAAUCCGAUUUCUUGAAACCCGAAACGAUCAAUGAGGCUUGCACCUCUGUAGGAGUAGCUAAAUAUGGAAGAGCGAUUGGUCUUGAUGAGAAAAUCAAGGUUGAUCUCAUCGUCAUUGGCUCUGUUGCGGUUAACCCACUAACAGGUGCUCGAUUAGGGAAGGGAGAGGGUUUUGCUGAACUUGAAUAUGGGAUGUUGCGUUACAUGGGAGCCAUUGAUGAUUCCACACCCGUUGUUACAACCGUACAUGAUUGUCAGCUCGUGGAUGAUAUACCCCUCGAGAAACUGGCGAUUCACGAUGUUCCCGUGGAUAUCAUAUGCACACCUACUCGAGUCAUUUUCACAAAUACACCAAUACCAAAACCACAAGGAAUCUAUUGGGACAAACUGUCACCGGAGAAGCUACAGCAGAUUCGAAUAUUAAGAGAGCUAAAAAAGCGAUUGGAAAAGAAGACUGGCGGUAAACUUCCGACAGGACCAUCUGAGAAAUUACCUCCUACGGCUGAGCGAAAACGCCGGUAAUUAACGGCUUCUUCUAGUUUUGGCCAAUUGGUUUUAGUUCGGUUUUUUACCGGUUUGUUUUCGGUUACUGUUUUAUACGAUAAAACAAAAUAUGUAUAUUAAUGUAAUUUGAGUAGUGAAAGUAAACAAAAAAUACGCAAUAUAUAAUUGGUGAGUUCACUUCUA